AUGGGUGGAGACAACGGUUUGGAGGAAGGACCCUAUAGAAUGAGUAAUCCAAUAAAUCAUACAGAAGCAGACGCAGGAGCGGCAAACCCGUUCGCCAGUAGUGGGCUGGUGAGAUCAUAUGUAGCAGUAGUGCUACAUCAACAACAACAGCAGCAGAAGCAGGGGCAACAGCAGGAGCAGCAGCUGGGACAGAACGAGUUAAACAAGCCUCCGCAAAAGCCGAAAAUAGUGACAGCAAAGAGAUUGGUGGAGGAGCUCCACAAUUUCGUGGAUGGGAGGAACAAUGUCCAUAAGGAGAUUAAGGACAUGGUUCACAAGAUACGAAAGGCGCUAGUAUCGGCAGUAAAUGAAUUCGAUACCGCAGUGUUGAGGGCCGAUGCAGCGGAGUGCGCAUUGGCGCUGACUAAGGCUCCUGCUGCCUUAGCUCCGCCGGAACAGGAACAUAUCGGCACAGCUGAUCCAUUACAUCCUAAGAAGCAGGGGAAAGAGAUGUUAGCUGGGUUGGAGAGUACAUCAGUCUCCAUGACUCCUAAAAGGGCCAGAACUUCGCCGGGAGACGGGAGGCCAGGCGGUCUCAAGAAGCAAACGCGGGAGGACGCUGCCGCCGUUGGAGGGACAGACGCUACUUCACAGGGAUCAGGAUGGAGUACCGUAGUUGGCCAGAAGGAGAAAAGAAACAAACAGCUGAAGCGAAAAGAGGCGAGAAAGAUGGAACAGAACAAGAAGGAAAAGCCUCCGCCUCGUCAGAAGCCACCGAAGGGGAAGCCGUACUCGUCAAGGCUAACGAUGCACGGACGUAUGCUGCGCUACUCAAGAAGGUUAGAGAGGAUCCGGAGCUGA
Molecule: messenger RNA, 840 nt
Organism: Armigeres subalbatus
Lineage: Eukaryota; Metazoa; Arthropoda; Insecta; Diptera; Culicidae
Exons: 1
Coding region: 1-840 (279 amino acids)
Source: RefSeq, a predicted model, not a curated record